AUGGGAACCCUGAAUGGUAGAACCCCUUCUACCGUCUUGGAUAGCCUCUACGGUGUGCAGCUUGGCCGUCUAUCGCAGCCGGCACAAAGUGAGGAUGAAGCUCUCCGAACCACCCUUGUAGUAGAGUCAUCAACUUGUGAACACCACAAGGGUGGUAGUGGUACAACACAACAAAGAUUGCUGAUCCGAAGACAAUGGCAGCAGAUACCCUCUUGCUUGAAACCCAUCCACUGCACCAUUACAUGUGACAAGCAUGCUGGUGAGACUAUUGCGAAUGUCGUCACCUCUCUGCCCUUCAUUGUUCUUGGACUGCAGACUCUAAGGAAGAACUUGAACACCGCUAUCUACGCGAAUUCCCUGGUUGGGGUGGGAAUAGCUUCGAGUUUGUAUCAUUCUUCCAAAGGAGAGAUCAGAAAGUUUCUGCGUUGGGCCGACUACACUAUGAUGGCUACCACCACACUCUGUUUGUCGAGAGCACUUAGCAAUGAGAACCCAAGAUUACUAAUGGCAGCAUAA
This is a messenger RNA of Miscanthus lutarioriparius, 516 nucleotides long. The record is from the annotation of a GenBank genome assembly. Lineage: Eukaryota; Viridiplantae; Streptophyta; Magnoliopsida; Poales; Poaceae.